This is a messenger RNA of Ooceraea biroi (clonal raider ant), 2725 nucleotides long. It is a transcript of the gene Cul1, whose product is annotated as cullin 1. Gene Ontology annotation, molecular function: ubiquitin protein ligase binding. Gene Ontology annotation, cellular component: cullin-RING ubiquitin ligase complex. NCBI's taxonomy places the organism in Eukaryota, Metazoa, Arthropoda, Insecta, Hymenoptera, Formicidae. Gene Ontology annotation, biological process: ubiquitin-dependent protein catabolic process. The record is from RefSeq and is a predicted model, not a curated record.
GCGCUGUAACCUAACCUGUCAGUGGCAGAGCAGCGUAUCCGCGGCCGUGAGCAGUUUUUUUUGGAGGACGUACGUUGGUUUCGAUUGCUCGUGCGAUCUCGCCGUGUUCGUCGCGGCGACGCAGAGGCACCGGGCGACGAGUCCCACGUCAACUGUGUGGUACGCGACGUCGACGACGCGACCGUCUCGACGCUCGCCGUAAAAGCGAAACUGUCCAGACGAACUAGACACCGCGCUUUCACACGAGAAUCGUCCCUCGCUAGUCGCUGCCUGUUAUGCGGUGGUGAACGUCGAUAGAAAUUGUUGUAGUACAGGGUAACAGUGACGCUCACUCGACAAGCAUACAGAACCAGGAUGUCUGGACAUCGAGGUGGAGGGGCUGGAAGUCAUCAAGGUGGUCCUCCAGGCCUGAAGCAGAUUGAUCUGGAUCAAAUCUGGGGAGAUCUGCGCGAGGGUAUAGAACAAGUGUACAACAGGCAAUGCAUGUUCAAGCAGCGAUACAUUGAGCUGUAUACACACGUAUAUAAUUAUUGCACGAGUGUUCAUCAGCAGCUGAACAGAGCAUCAACUAAGACUAAAAAGGGACAAAUUCAACAAGGAGGUGCCCAGUUAGUAGGGCUGGAGUUAUACAAACGCCUGCGCGACUUCCUUAGGAAUUAUCUCAUUAGUUUACUUAAACACGGCAUUGAUCUGAUGGACGAGGAUGUGCUGCAAUUCUAUACGAGACAAUGGGAGGAGUAUCAGUUUAGUAGUAAAGUGUUAAAUGGCGUGUGCGCUUAUCUUAAUCGUCACUGGGUACGCAGAGAGUGCGAGGAGGGGCGCAAAGGAAUCUACGAGAUAUAUCAAUUAGCCCUGGUUACUUGGCGAGACAAUUUAUUUAAGCAUUUAAACAGACAGGUGACUAAUGCAGUGCUCAAAUUAAUCGAACGAGAACGUAACGGCGAGACGAUAAAUACUCGAUUAGUCAGUGGUGUUAUCAACUGUUAUGUAGAAUUGGGUCUGAACGAAGAAGACCCGGGUGCCAAGGGACAAAAUCUAACAGUGUACAAGGAUUCCUUUGAAAAUAUUUUCCUCGAAGACACGGAACGCUUCUAUACUCGUGAAAGUUCAGAAUUUCUCAGGCAGAACCCAGUGACGGAGUAUAUGAAGAAGGCGGAACAGAGGUUACUGGAGGAGCAAAAGCGAGUGCGCGUCUAUUUGCACGAGACCACUCACGAGCGACUUGCGAAGACGUGCGAGCGAGUACUUAUCGAAAAGCAUCUUGAUAUAUUCCACUCGGAGUUCCAGAAUUUGUUGGACGCCGAUAAGAACACGGAUCUAGGUAGAAUGUAUCAAUUGGUUGCGAGAAUACCGAAUGGCCUUGGAGAGUUGAGAAAUCUCUUGGAGAGUCACAUAGCCAACCAGGGAUUGGCGGCUAUAGAUAAAUGCGGCGACUCGGCAGUUAAUGACCCGAAAAUUUAUGUGAAUACGAUCUUGGAGGUGCACAAGAAGUAUAAUGCUCUAGUGCUGGUGGCAUUUAACAACGACAGCGGUUUCGUGGCGGCCCUGGACAAAGCCUGUGGACGGUUCAUCAACAGCAAUUCCGUCACUAGGGCGGCAAACAGCAGUAGCAAGUCGCCGGAACUGCUAGCUAAAUACUGCGAUCUUUUGCUGAAAAAGAGCAGCAAGAAUCCGGAAGAAGCGGAGCUCGAAGAUACACUCAACCAAGUUAUGGUAGUGUUCAAAUACAUCGAGGACAAGGAUGUAUUCCAGAAAUUCUACAGUAAGAUGCUGGCGAAACGGCUGGUGCAACACAUGUCUGCCAGCGACGACGCCGAGGCUUCCAUGAUCUCGAAAUUGAAACAGGCUUGCGGAUUUGAAUAUACCUCGAAGUUACAACGCAUGUUCCAGGAUAUUGGUGUGUCGAAAGAUCUAAAUGAACAGUUCAGGCGGCAUUUGUCAAAUUCCGCUGAACCGUUGGACAUCGAUUUCAGCAUACAAGUUUUGUCCUCUGGUUCGUGGCCAUUCCAACAAUCCUUUACAUUUUCAUUGCCAACAGAGCUAGAAAGAUCUGUACAUAGGUUCACCACUUUCUACAGUUCGCAACACAGCGGCAGGAAGUUAAAUUGGCUGUACAAUAUGUCUAAAGGGGAACUACACACAAAUUGUUUUAAGAACAGAUACACGUUGCAAGCAUCGACCUUCCAAAUGGCAGUUUUGCUAGCGUACAAUGGAUCUACGUCGUGGACAAUACAACAAUUGCAGUAUGCAACACAGAUAAAGAUGGAUUUUUUACUACAGGUUAUUCAGAUACUUUUGAAGGCCAAGCUUUUAACUGCAACUAGCGAUGAUGUAGCUGAACUGACCCCGCUUUCGACGGUAGACCUUUUUAUAGGAUAUAAGAACAAAAAAUUAAGGGUAAAUAUUAAUAUACCGAUGAAGACGGAACUAAAGGUUGAACAAGAGACUACCCACAAACACAUAGAAGAGGAUAGGAAACUUUUAAUUCAGGCAGCAAUCGUUAGAAUUAUGAAAAUGCGGAAAGUAUUGAAACAUCAACAAUUGGUAGCUGAGGUGUUGAAUCAAUUAAGCUCUAGGUUCAAGCCGAGAGUACACGUCAUUAAGAAAUGUAUAGAUAUUUUAAUUGAAAAAGAGUAUUUGGAACGCACGGAGGGUCAAAAGGAUACCUACAGCUACUUGGCAUGAUCAGUCGAUCUAGGACAACGAUACAGCAGCAACCAUACGC